AUGGCGAUUCCUUCUACACAGAUCGCAGCCGUCAUACCACCGACCGGAGCAUCUGCAAACUCCGGCGUCAAUAUCGUCAACACUCAUCCAGUUCCUACCCCGGGCGAUGGAGAUCUACUAGUGAAACUUGAAUUCUCCGGCGUGUGCCAUACCGACAUUCACAGUAUCCGAGGCGAUACGCCAAUGUUGACAGAUGUGGCUGGUCACGAGGGUGUUGGAACUGUAGUUUCAGUCGGGCCCCGGGUUGAUGAAGGCCAGUGGCUCGGUCAGAGGGUCGGUAUUAGAUGGCUUUAUUCCUCAUGCCUUGACUGUGAGAUAUGCGCUAUCAAUCAUACCGCAUGCCCUAGUCAGAAAAAUGCCGGUGCCGUAUGUCUUUCAGAGGAGUAUAUCAUUAUCACAGUUAUGUCCAUGCUAAUACUCAUUGCCAAUGAAGAAUGUCCCGGGAACCUUCCAGCGUUUGAGCCCCCAUACCAAGCUUUGAUUCCGGACUUGAAGGUUAAUUGGUAUCUAGAGUAUAUCGUCAGCCCGGCACUCCAUGUCACGAAAAUCCCAUCGGAGAUUCCUCCCGAGCUAGCAGCACCACUUCUAUGCGCCGGCAUCGCCAUGUAUUCUUCAAUCAUGAAAACAAAGCCUCGCCCAGGCGAUUGGAUCGCUAUUCUUGGUGCUGGAGGUGGCCUCGGACAUAUGGGUGUCCAAAUAGCCGCGAAGAAAGGAUUGAAUGUCCUCGCUAUUGACAAAGGAGCAAAAAAGAGAGAAUUGUGUCUAUCGCUCGGAGCCAAGUACUUCCUUGACUUUAGUGAAGUUGACAUUGUUGACGAAGUCAAGAAUCUUACCUCUGGCCUGGGUGCCCAUGGUGUAAUUUGUACGGCGAACGGCGCACGAGCAUAUGAGCAAAGCCUCCAUAUGUUGCGUCCGCUCGGGACACUGGUAUGCGUUGGCAUUCCGAGUGUGCCAUUUAAUCUGCCGGCUACUCCACUGGACAUGAUCAUCAAGGGUCUGACUAUUGUGGGAAACUCGGCUGGCACUGCAAGUGAGAUGGAAGAGCUUUUGGACAUGGCUAUGGCAGGUGAUGUGAAGGCUCAUAUCCAGGUUUUUGAUCUGGAUGAGAUUCACGAUGUCUUGGAACGACUCGAGAAAUCGGAUAUUGAGGGGAGACCACCACUACUCGCGACAUGGGAGCACUGGUACACAAAAAGCAAGGACAGAGAUGACCCAAACGGCCCGCCGGGGAGCUUCAUCAUCCGUGAAAGUGAUGACGGAGGGAAUACUUGCGCGACAUUGACAAUAAACACUGACCAACAAUCCGGCAAUGGACAUCCAUGUACACGUUUCUGGCAGCCUUUUCUCUUCGAGUUUCCGCGACGUCUUGGCCAAUAUCCCGAAGGCACGUUGGUUUUGGCUGGAGUUCUUGUUGCUUCUGAUUUAAGCUCCGUUUCCUUUUACCUGUGGCGGUCACUCGAUCAUGGGCAGACGUGGAGCCUGGGGCGUGAAUGGCAGCGCAGUGGUUCGUAUUACAAAGGGAUAUGGGAGCCGUUUCUUUAUCUGGAUAGUGGGAAUCGGUUUGUCGCCAUUUUCUCCGAUGAGCAUUCUUACUGGAGCCAGGCACAAGUGUCGGUCAUAUCUGAUGAUGGGGGCGAUGCAUGGGGUCAGAUCGAGUUCGCUGUGGCUAGUUCCAAUAUUCAUGAUCGGCCGGGCAUGGCUACCGUGGUGAGAAUGGAUUAUGGCGAGUACACUUUAGCCUAUGAAUACUGUGGUACUGCCAAUUGCCCAAUCUAUGUCAAGUUCUGCAACGACGGAUUGAACUGGGUAUCAUCCGAUACGGGGGACGCUGUUUCCACAACUGACGACCUCUUCAUGUCAUCAAGUCCAUUCAUCGUUUGGGAACCGACAGCAAAACAGUUGAUACUUACCAGCCAGUCGGUGCACCCGAUCGGUAAUGGGUCGCAGGUCUCGCAGACCCAUCGUGCUGUCUUCAUCAACAGCGAGCAUGGCCGGCGUCAAUGGAGAUGGUCUCCAGCUUCUUGGAAUGUCCGCGCAGGAUAUCUGACUUGUAACUCCAAUUACAGCCCCAACUUCUUGUAA
Messenger RNA from Penicillium manginii, 2082 nucleotides. RefSeq names its product Alcohol dehydrogenase 1. The transcript is spliced from 8 exons. Gene Ontology annotation, molecular function: oxidoreductase activity; zinc ion binding. The record is from RefSeq and is a predicted model, not a curated record. The coding region runs from base 1 to 2082 and encodes 693 amino acids. Lineage: Eukaryota; Fungi; Ascomycota; Eurotiomycetes; Eurotiales; Aspergillaceae.